Messenger RNA from Chrysochloris asiatica (Cape golden mole), 9269 nucleotides. RefSeq names its product MGA, MAX dimerization protein (gene MGA). The record is from RefSeq and is a predicted model, not a curated record. Bases 60 to 9269 code for a protein of 3069 amino acids. Gene Ontology annotation, cellular component: nucleus; MLL1 complex. The transcript has 23 exons. Gene Ontology annotation, molecular function: DNA-binding transcription factor activity, RNA polymerase II-specific; RNA polymerase II cis-regulatory region sequence-specific DNA binding; protein dimerization activity. Gene Ontology annotation, biological process: regulation of transcription by RNA polymerase II; positive regulation of DNA-templated transcription; cell fate specification. Lineage: Eukaryota; Metazoa; Chordata; Mammalia; Afrosoricida; Chrysochloridae.
AGGAUGGGAAGGCUAUUAUGAUGUGACUAGUUAUCUUACUACUGAGCUUCACUGGAAUCAUGGAGGACAAACAGCAGAUUAUAUUGGCUAAUCAGGAUGGUGGAACAGUGGCAGGAGCAGCACCUACUUUCUUUGUCAUCCUGAAGCAGCCAGGAAAUGGCAAAACUGAUCAAGGAAUUUUGGUUACUAAUCGGGAUGCCUGUGCCUUGGCUGGCAAUGUGUCAUCACCAGAAAAAUCUAAAGGGAAGAUUUGCCUUCCAUCUGAUUGUACUGUGGGAGGAAUCACUGUUACUCUAGAUAACAAUAGUAUGUGGAAUGAGUUCUAUCAUCGAAGCACAGAGAUGAUUCUGACCAAGCAGGGAAGACGCAUGUUUCCUUACUGUCGUUAUUGGAUAACAGGUUUAGAUUCAAAUUUGAAGUAUAUCCUUGUUAUGGAUAUAUCUCCUGUGGACAACCAUCGUUAUAAAUGGAAUGGUCGCUGGUGGGAACCCAGUGGGAAGGCUGAGCCCCAUGUUUUGGGGAGGGUUUUUAUUCAUCCAGAAUCUCCUUCCACAGGUCAUUAUUGGAUGCAUCAACCAGUAUCUUUCUAUAAACUCAAACUUACCAAUAAUACACUGGACCAGGAAGGGCAUAUCAUCUUGCACUCUAUGCAUCGCUACCUGCCAAGGCUUCAUUUGGUGCCUGCAGAAAAGGCUACUGAAGUGAUACAAUUGAAUGGCCCUGGUGUCCACACUUUUACCUUCCCACAAACUGAAUUCUUUGCAGUAACAGCUUAUCAGAACAUCCAGAUUACCCAGCUGAAAAUAGAUUACAAUCCAUUUGCCAAAGGCUUUCGGGAUGAUGGAUUGAAUAGUAAACCCCAGAGAGAUGGAAAGCAAAAGAAUAACUCUGACCAAGAAGGGAGUAGUGUUCCCAGUUCUCCUGGUCAUCGGGUUCGUUUUACAGAAGGUGAUGGGUCAGAGAUACAGCCAAGUGAUCUGGAUCCUAUAUUGAGAGUUCAUGAAACAUCAGGCAAGGAUUUGGAGAAACCUUCCCUUAGUAUAAAACAAGACUUUCUUGAUUUCAUGGAUACUGAUUCAGUACCUGAUGAAGUUCCUCAGUUGAAGCAAGAGUUUUCUGAAAGUCUUGUUGCCAACAAUUUUGAAGACAGCUCCCAGGUAGCCUCACCACUAGACCCAAAUGGACCUUUCAAUGUUGUCAUUAAAGAGGAACCUCUAGAUGAUUAUAACUAUGAACUUGGUGAAUGCCCAGAAGGUGUCACAGUGAAACAAGAAGAGACAGAUGAGGAAACGGAUGUAUACUCAAACAGUGAUGAUGAUCCCAUAUUAGAGAAACAGCUAAAGAGGCACAGUAAAGUUGAUAAUUUUGAAACUGACCUUUCAUCUUCUAAAUGGCCACCAAGCAGUCCUUCAGGUGUUGCUAAAGCUAAAAUGUUCAAAUUAGAUACUGGGAAAAUGCCAGUAGUCUAUCUGGAGCCUUGUGCAGUCACCAAAAGCACAGUAAAGAUUUCUGAGCUGCCUGAUACCAUGCUUUCUACAUCUCGGAAGGAUAAGUCUUCCAUGUUGGCAGACUUAGACUAUUUGCCUACAUACAUUGAAAACUCCAAUGGCACUGACUUCUGCUUAGGCAAGGAAUCAGAAAAUGAUCUCAGAAAAUAUUCGCCAGAUUUCAGAGUGAUACAAAAAUACCCCUUAUUUAAAGAGCCUCAAUGGAAAUAUCCUGAUACACCUGACAGCAUUAGCACAGAAAGAACGUAUGACAAUAAUUCAAAGAAUUCAUCUGGGGAAUCAUUUUCUGGAAAAGAGGACUUGGGCAGAAAGAAAACAGCUAUGCUUAAGAUUGCAACAGCCACAAAGGCUGUGGAUACUACUCAGAAUACCUCUCCAAAUGUCACUGGGAAAAGAGGGAGACCACGGAAAUUGAAACUGACUAAGGCAGGACGACCACCUAAAAACACUGGAAAGUGUUUAACUUCUACAAAGACUACAACUAUGGUCCCUGGGAGUACCUUUACAGAUGUGAAACCUGAUCUGGAAGAUGUGGAUGGUGUUCUGUUUGUUUCCUUUGAAUCGAAGGAAGCUCUAGACAUUCAUGCAGUUGAUGGGACAGCAGAAGAACCUUCUAGUCUUCAGGCCUCAACUACAAAUGAUUCAGGUUGCAGAGCAAGAAUUUCCCAGUUAGAAAAGGAAUUGAUAGAAGAUUUGAAGUCCUUACGUCACAGACAGGUGAUACAUCCUGGUCUUCAAGAAGUGGGUUUAAAGUUGAAUUCAGUGGAUCCAACAGUGAGCAUUGAUCUUAAAUACUUGGGAGUACAACUACCUUUGACUCCAGCCACUAGUUUUCCUUUCUGGAACCUUACAGGAACCAGCCCUGCCUCUCCUGAUGCUGGAUUUCCCUUUGUUUCUAGGACAGGGAAGACCAAUGACUUCACCAAAAUCAAGGGAUGGAGGGGAAAGUUUCAUAGUGCUUCUGCAUCUAGGAAUGAAGGGGGCAAUUCAGAUGGUUCACUGAAAAACCGUUCUGCUUUCUGUAGUGACAAACUAGAUGAGUAUUUGGAAAAUGAAGGCAAACUGAUGGAAACAAGCAUGGGUUUCUCUUCCAAUGCUCCCACAUCUCCUGUGGUAUACCAGCUUCCCACCAAGAGUACCAGCUAUGUACGAACACUUGAUAGUGUACUAAAGAAGCAAUCUACCAUUUCCCCUUCUACCUCUUACUCUUUGAAGCCUCAUUCUGUACCUCCUACUUCUCGAAAGUUGAAAUCUCAAAACAAACAGCCAAAUUUUACUGGCAGAAGUAAAUCAUCUUAUAAAUCCAUUUUACCAUAUCCUGUUUCACCAAAACAGAAACACUCUCAUGUGAUUCCAGGAGAUAGGGUUACCAAGAAUUCUUCAAGUACCAUCCCAGAAAACCAGGUGAAUAACUUUGUUGUGCCAGCUUCAGAGGAAAACGUUUUUCCAAAGCAGAUCAAUUUGCGGCAGGCACACCAGCAGCAGCAGCAGCAGCAACAACAACAGCAGCCGUUUCAGGGAACUCGUCCUCCAGGCUUGUCAAAAUCUCAGGUGAAGCUAAUGGACCUGGAGGAUUGUGCACUUUGGGAAGGAAAACCAAGGACCUAUAUCACUGAAGAACGAGCUGAUGUAUCCUUAACAACGCUACUUACAGCUCAAGCAUCUCUCAAAACUAAACCUAUCCACACAAUCAUAAGAAAACGAGCUCCUCCAUGCAACAAUGACUUCUGUCGACUGGGUUGUGUAUGCUCCAGUCUAGCUUUGGAGAAACGCCAGCCUGCUCACUGCCGCCGACCAGACUGCAUGUUUGGCUGCACUUGUUUGAAAAGAAAAGUUGUACUGGUUAAAGGGGGAUCCAAAACUAAGCAUUUUCAGAGGAAAGCUGCUCCUCAAGAUCCAUUAUUUUAUGAAACUUUGGGAGAGGAGUCAAGGGAAGAAGGAGAGGACAAAGUCAGGGAGGAAGAGGAACUAUUGAAAGAGAAAAAGAAGAGAAAGAAACUGGAAUAUACUAUAUGUGAAACAGAGCCUGAACAGCCCAUUCGCCAUUACCCAUUAUGGGUGAAAGUAGAAGGUGAAGUAGAUCCAGAGCCAGUUUAUGUUCCAACUCCCUCUGUCAUUGAGCCUAUGAAACCAUUGUUGUUGCCUCCGCCAGAAGUUCUAUCUACUACUGUGAAGAACAAACUGCUCACUGGAAUUAAACCUGCAAAACCAUAUACUCCUAGACCUAAUCCUGUGAUUCGUGAAGAGGACAAAGAUCCAGUGUACUUGUACUUUGAAAGUAUGAUGACUUGUGCCCGAGUUCGAGUGUAUGAACGAAACAAAGAGCAGAGACAGCCAUCCCCAUCCCCUUCAUACCAGCAGCAGGGCUCGUGCCAUUCUAGUCCUGAGGACUCUAGUGCAAAGGAACCUGAUUCUGAGCAGCAGCCCUUGAAACAAGUCACCAGUGACCUGGAGAAUGAUUCUGAUAAGUCACAAGAAAAGAGCUGGAAGUCUUCCUGCAAUGAAGGGGAAUCUUCUUCUACCUCCUAUAUGCAUCAGAAGUCACCUGGCGGUCCCACCAAACUGAUAGAGAUCAUCUCAGACUGCAACUGGGAGGAGGAUCGGAACAAGAUUUUGAGCAUCUUAUCCCAGCACAUCAAUAGCAACAUGCCACAAUCUCUUAAGGUGGGCAGCUUCAUCAUUGAGUUGGCUUCUCAGCGAAAGAGCCGGGGUGAGAAGAACCCUCCUGUUUAUUCUUCUCGUGUGAAAAUCUCUAUGCCAUCAUGUCAAGACCAAGAUGAUAUGGCUGAGAAAUCUGAAUCAGAGACUCCUGAUGGUCCAUUAUCCCCUGGGAAAAUGGAUGAUCUCACUUCUGUGCAGACAGUUGCCUUGGAUUCAGUGAGGGAAAGAUUGCAUGGAGGCAAAGGUCUGCCUUUUUAUGCAGGGCUUUCUCCUGCAGGGAAGCUUGUGGCCUAUAAACGUAAACCCAGUUCAAGCACAUCUGGACUUAUCCAGGUAGCAUCCAAUGCCAAGGUGGCUGCAUCCAGGAAACCACGUACCCUGUUGCCUUCAACAUCCAAUUCCAAAAUGACAUCAUCCUCCAGCACUACAUCAAAUCGCCCUGGGAAGAAUCUGAAGGCGUUUGUCCCAGCAAAAAGGCCGAUUGCGGCUCGACCCUCUCCUGGUGGUGUGUUCACACAGUUUGUGAUGAGUAAAGUUGGAGCCCUGCAGCAGAAGAUACCUGGAGUUAGCACACCCCAACCCCUGACAGGGCCACAGAAGUUCAGUAUCAAACCUUCUCCAGUAAUGGUCGUCACACCUGUGGUUUCUUCUGAGCCAGUUCAGGUGUGCAGCCCUGUGACUGCUGCUGUCACUACUACCACCCCUCAAGUGAUUUUAGAAAAUGUUCCUUCUGUGACACCUAUGACUGCUAUUUCUGACAUGGGAACUAAAGAAACUACUUACUCUUCUGGUGCCACCACUGCAGGGGCUGUUGAGGUCUCUGAAACUAAUACCAGCACCCCUAUAACACCUACCCAGUCUACAGCCACUGGGAACCUUGCCAAAACUACUGGGAUAACUACCCCUGUGGCUUCAAUUGCUUUUCCUAAGUCUUUGGUAGCAUCUUCUCCAACCAUAACUCUUCCUGUUGCUUCCACUGCCUCCACCUCCAUAGUCGUGGUGACCACAGCUGCAUCUUCCUCCAUGGUGACCACACCAACUUCAUCUCUGGGCUCUGUUCCUAUUAUACUCUCGGGAAUUAAUGGGAGUCCACCAGUGAGCCAGAGACCAGAAAAUGCCCCUCAGCUUCCAGUGGCUAAUCCACAGGUCUCUCCUAAUACAGUAAAACGUACCGGUCCUCGAUUGUUGUUGAUUCCAGUGCAGCAGGGGUCUCCUACCCUUAGACCUGUCCCAAACACACAACUUCAGGGACAUCGGAUGGUCUUACAGCCUGUUAGGAGUCCAAGUGGAAUGAACCUAUUCAGGCACCCUAAUGGGCAGAUUGUCCAACUCCUCCCUUUGCAUCAGCUUCGGGGCUCUAAUACCCAGCCCAACUUACAACCUGUCAUGUUUCGGAAUCCAGGGUCUGUGAUGGGAAUUCGGUUACCUGCUCCUUCCAAGCCCUCUGAGACGCCACCAUCUUCUGCAUCAUCCUCUGCUUCUGCUUUUUCUGUUGUGAACCCUGUAAUUCAAGCUGUUGGGUCUUCUCCAGCAGUGAAUGUCAUUACUCAGGCACCAUCACUGCUUUCCUCUGGAUCUAGUUUUGUGUCUCAGGCUGGUACUUUGACCCUGAGAAUUUCCCCUCCUGAACCACAAAGCUUUGCAAGUAAAACCAGCUCUGAAACCAAAAUAACCUAUAGUUCAGGAGGGCAGCCUGUUAGUACAGCCAGUCUUAUUCCUCUACAAUCUGGCAGUUUUGCCUUGUUGCAGCUCCCAGGACAAAAACCUGUACCCAGCUCCAUUCUUCAACAUGUUGCAUCCCUGCAGAUGAAGAGAGAAUCCCAGAAUGUCGAUCAGAAAAAUGAAGCAAGCUCUUUAAGAGAACAGGAAAUGAAGAAGGCUGUACAGCCAGGAGAUGCUAUAGACCCAGAGGCUAAUAUAAUAAAACAAAAGCCAGGAGCUGUUGCCUCAGAAGAAACUCUGAAUGAUUCCUUAGAAGGUGGGGGUGAUCAUUUUGAUGAAGAAUCUGUUGCAGAAGAUUCUACAACUGUUAUGUCUUCUAAGCAUUCCUUUAUCACUGGGUCACACCCAGAUGAAGACUACAAAGAUGUCAGGGAAGAGUGUGGGCCUACGAAUCAUAAUAGUUUCAAAGAAAAACGGACUGUUACAGAAGAUAAGACCAUUUCUGAAAAAGUCAGUAAUGUGAUAGUCCAAAGUGAAAGUAAUGUCCAGCUUAAAAAACUUGUUGAUGUGAAAGUGGAACCGCAGAGUAUCAUAGACAAUCCAGAUGGAAAACCAAGUGAAUUUCCAGUCAUCUCUAAGGAAGAAAAUAAACCUGAAUUUUUAAGGAAUAAAGUUGUGGAGCAACAGCUUAAUCUACAGCCAGAGUCCAAGGAAAAGGGAUAUAGAAAUUCUGUGGAAAAGAAGGACAGUAUUAGAGAAAGAUGGAGAAAACACCUGAAGGGCCCUUUGACCCUGAAGUCUGUUGGAACUUCACAAGAAUGUAAGAAAGAGUCAGAUGACCAGUUAAUUAAAGAAGCAAACAGCGGUCAGCAAAAUUCAAAUGUGUUUCAACAAGAACAAGGCAUCUCUGAUUUACUUGGGAAAAGUGGAACUAUGGAGGAUUCCAGAGUUUUAAAAACUGAAUGUGAUUCUUGGAGUAGGAUUUCUAAUCCUGCUGUAUUUUCCAUUGUUCCGAGGAGAGCUAUAAAAGGCAACAGAGGGGAUGGACAUUUUCAGGGUCACUUACUGUUACCAAGAGAACAAAUCAAAUCAAAGCAAGAGAAGAAAAGUGGGAGAAGCAGUACUGACUUCACAGUUUUGGAUUUGGAAGAGGAGGAGGAUGAAGAUGAGAAUGAGAAAACUGAUGACUCUAUUGAUGAGAUUGUGGAUGUUGUUUCUGACUACCAGAGUGAGGAGGUUGAUGAUGUAGAAAAGAAUAAUCGUGUAGACUACCUUGAAGAUGAAGACGAACAAGUGGACAUUGAGACUGUGGAAGAGUUCUCAGAGGAAAUGAAUGUUCACUUGAAGACCCCAGCUGCCCAUGUAGUUUCCUCCAAACAGCCGUGCCGUACCCAUAUCUCUACAGAUGAGAAAGCUACUGAAAGGAGUCGAAAGACUCCACCAAUUCCUCUAAAACUGAAGCUUGAUUAUUGGAAUGAUAAAUUACAGAAAGAAGCAGAAGCUUUUGCUUAUUAUCGGCGGACGCAUACUGCCAAUGAGCGGAGGAGGCGUGGUGAAAUGAGGGAUCUCUUUGAGAAAUUGAAGAUCACAUUGGGAUUACUUCAUUCUUCUAAAGUUUCCAAAAGUCUCAUUCUCACUCGGGCAUUCAGUGAAAUUCAGGGACUAACAGACCAAGCAGACAAGUUGAUAGGACAGAAGAAUCUUCUGACUCGAAAACGGAAUAUUUUGAUACGAAAAGUAUCAUCUCUUUCAGGUAAGACAGAAGAAGUGGUCUUGAAGAAGCUAGAGUAUAUAUAUGCCAAACAACAAGCACUAGAGGCACAAAAGAGAAAAAAGAAGAUGGGAUCAGAUGAGUUUGAUGUGUCUCCCCAAACUAACAAGCAACAGGAAGGGUCUUCUACAUCAUCUGUAGAUCUCGGACAGAUGUUCAUAAAUAACAGGAGGGGGAAACCUUUGAUUCUUUCCAGAAAAAGAGACCAAGCCACAGAAAAUACCUCACCCUCUAACACUCCACACACCUCUGCCAACCUCGUGAUGACUCCGCAAGGGCAGUUGCUCACCUUAAAAGGUCCCCUGUUCUCAGGACCAGUGGUAACACUUUCUCCUGCUCUCUUAGAAGCAGAUCUGAAGCCUCAAGUUACCAGUAGUGCUGUGGCUCCAUCGGAAAAUGAUGACUUAUUUAUGAUGCCAAGAAUUGUUAAUGUGACAUCGCUGGCCACAGAAGAAGGUUUGGUAAAUAUGAGUGGCAGCAAAUACUCUCAUGAAGUUCCUGACAGCAAGCCACCUGACCACCUGAAAGACGCCAUCAGAAAAGAUAACUCCUUUGAAGAUUCGGGGAGAAUCUCUUCUAGAGGCAACACCAGAGAUAGCAGAAUGCCAUUGAACCCAAAACAGGUUUAUCUGGCAAAUAAAGAUUCUGGUUUCCCACAAAUAAUUGAUGUUUCCAGUAUUCAGGAAGCACACGAGCUCUUACCUAAAAAGAUUUCCAGUGAUAAAAGAGGGAUCCAGUAUAAAUGGAAACAGAAUGAAUCAAGAGGGGAAAGACUGAAGCCAAAAGAGUCUCCAUUUCAUAAAUUAAAGAUGAAAGAUCUCAAGGACUCAAGCUUAGAGAUGGAACUAAGAAAGGUAGCAUCUGCUAUGGAGGAAGCAGCCCUGGAUCCUAGUGAACUGCUCAGUAACAUGGAAGAUGAGGAUGACACUGAUGAGACACUGACGUCUCUACUCAAUGAGAUUGCCUUUCUUAAUCAACAACUAAAUGAUGACUCUGUUGGCCUGGCUGAACUUCCCAGCCCUAUGGGUACAGAGUUCUCAGGGGAUGCUCAGCGGGCUUUUAUCAGUAAGAUUCCUCCUGGGAGCCGAGGAACUUUCCAGGUUGACCACUUGGGAACUGGUUUGAAAGAGUUGUGUGAUGUGCAAGGAGGUAGUGACCCUAUCAGUCCACUCCUCUUGCACUUGGAAGAUGAUGACCUUUCUGAGAAUGAAAAACAACUUGCAGAACCAGCCUCUGAGACAGAUGUACUUAAAAUUGUCAUUGACCCUGAGAUUAAGGAUUCCCUUCUUCCUCACCGGAAAGCCAGUGAUGGAAGGAAGAAUACAUCAAGCCUCCCUGCAGAUCCUGAAAGUAUGUCCUCACCUCCUGUCCUACACAUGAAAACUGACCUGGAGAACAGUAAUACAGAUACUUUGUGGAGGCCUAUGCCAAAGUUGGCACCUCUAGGCUUAAAAGUAGCUAAUCCUUCCAGUGAUGCAGAUGGUCAGAGUCUCAAGGUGAUGCCUUGUUUGGCACCUGUAGCUGCCAAAAUUGGGUCAGUUGGACACAAAAUGAACUUAACAGGGAGUGAUCAGGAAGGCCGGGAGAGCAAGAUGAUGCCCACAUUAGCACCUGUUGUGGCUAAAUUGGGCAACUCCGGGGCCUCAUCAAGUUCUGCAGGGAAAUGA